AUGACGCCAGAAGCAUUGGGGUCAUUGAUAGUCGGUGCCAGGUACGUCUUAUUACUAUAUCUCGAAUCUUCAUGGUUACCUACGUGCCUGACAAAUAUCACCCAGAUGGUCGGCCAAGGUAUCUUCCGCGUAUACCAACAGGGCAGGCCCAGAAGGUCCUUCAGAUCACUACUAUCCAGGGCGCCUGUAGACUCCAGAGAUGACCCAGCCUCCUGGACAAGCCUUGUUGCAAGGUCAAUCCUCUACCGGGUACGCCAGCCCAGUAAUUUCAAGGAACUUGGUCAAAGUGGCACCCCAGUUUGCGUGGUAGAAAACCUGCCCAACAAUGCUGGGAAGAUAGCAAAGGUGGCAGGGUUUUCAUCCUUUGUUCAGAUGUCCUCUGAUAGUCAGAGAUUCGACUUAGAAGGCGAGAGGCUCUACAAGAGGUUGGAGGAGGGAAGGGUGGCAUUCUACGGGGCUUUCCAGGUUCCGCCGGAGUUGCGGGAUGGAUAUCAGAUUGUAUAG
This is a messenger RNA of Podospora anserina S mat+, 504 nucleotides long. RefSeq lists its product as uncharacterized. NCBI's taxonomy places the organism in Eukaryota, Fungi, Ascomycota, Sordariomycetes, Sordariales, Podosporaceae. The coding region runs from base 1 to 504 and encodes 167 amino acids. The record is from RefSeq and is a predicted model, not a curated record. The transcript has a single exon.